CCAAUUUUACUGUGUGUGUGUGUUUUAUAGGGGGCCCUUUUCCAUCUGCAAGCCCAGUGGAUUUAUGAUAUGCACACACAACUAAGUUUGACAAUAAAGCACCGCUGCGCUUUAGUUUUCGAUUCAUUGUGAGCACACACGGUUUUCCGCGGAUGCGUCCCUCUAUGCUUUAAAUAUCUUUUUACUAAAGCUCCGGGAUAUGUCGAGAGGCGGAGGCGUUUCUUCUUCAAUCCACCCAAAGCCUCCCAAAGUUGGGACCCCACUGACGCGCUAUGACAUGAAGCAGGAACACACUUGUGGACGUCACUGAAGUUGCCAAUAGGAGGACGACUUCAUUGAAUUUUUACUCUGAACUGAUCUCUAACGAGCCACCUUGCUAAGGCAAUACAGUGGGCUGGCCUGCUGUUACUAUCUUUUGCCACCUGUGAAACACUACUGCCAUCAUGCAGACCUCAUCGCUCCGCCGCCAGAUGAAAAACAUGGUCAACAACUACACGGAGGCCGAGAUCAAGGUCCGGGAGGCCACCUCCAACGAUCCCUGGGGUCCUCCCAGCUCGCUCAUGUCUGAAAUCGCAGACCUGACCUUCAAUGUAGUGGCUUUCACUGAGGUUAUGGGUAUGAUCUGGAAGCGGCUCAAUGACCACGGUAAAAACUGGCGGCAUGUUUAUAAGGCACUGACCCUGCUGGACUACCUGAUCAAAACAGGAUCUGACCGUGUGGCCCAUGAGUGCCGGGAGAACAUAUACACCAUCCAGACGCUGAGAGACUUCCAGUACAUGGAUCGAGAUGGACGUGACCAAGGUGUCAAUGUCCGGGAGAAGGCCAAACACCUGGUGGCUCUGCUGAGGGACGAAGAAAAGCUGAAGAAGGAGAGGAGCCAGGCAAUGAAGACCAAGACGCGCAUGACGGGGGUCACCAGCAGCUUAGGCUCUGGAUCCCUGCCUCCUCCAUACCCAGGAGGUCGCACUAGCCGCCCCAGCUCGGCAGGGGUCCACGGGGAUGAGUUUGGUAUGUGCAGAGGCUCCCCAUCCUCCUUUCACUCCUCCUCUUCCUCUCCUCGAGUUGCUCCAGAACUGGAGCAAGCUCGGCCCACGACGAGUGGAGAAGAGGAGCUGCAGCUGCAGCUGGCCUUGGCUAUGAGCCGAGAAGAAAGUGAAAAGCCACCUACUACAGUGGAUAUUGAUGAACAGACCCAGCUCCAGAUCGCUAUGACUCUCAGCAAGGAGGAGGCCCAGAAGCCAGUUCAACGUGCACCUCCCACAGUGGAUAUGGAUGAGGAAACCCAGCUCCAGUUAGCCCUGAGCCUGAGCAAGGAGGAGCACCAGCAGGAGCAAAUCAGUCGCCAAGGAGAUGAGUCAAUGCUCCGGAAAGCUCUGGAGGAGAGCAAACUUGAAAUGAAGUCUAAAGGCGGGACCGCCUUCAUGGACCUGGUAGAUGUUUUUGCAGUGCCCUCAGAUCCGCCUCCUAGUGACCACCGAUGGAAUAAUCCCCCAAGCCAGGCAGCUGCUCGCCCGGGGGGCACAGACCCCUGGGACUCCCUGGAAGGCAGCACCAACACUUUGAGAGUGGAUCCUCCCUGGAUGGCACCGCCAACUUCCAGCAGCCCCCCUCCACCGUGGGAGCCCCCAGUCAACCCCUGGGAUGACCCGCAGAACAAUGUCUCCAACCUCAACGCCACAGGCCGAGUGUGGGCCUUCCCUGCCAACACAGGAGUUGAUCCGUUCUCAGAAAGAGCAGCACUCAAGGGAGCUGUCAAGGAACCUUCUUCCCGAACUGGAAGCCCCUCAGAUGGAGAUAUGUUUGAUGACGCCAUGGAUGGAGGUCAGAUGAAUGUAAAUGGACGAGGGGAGGGCAGUCCUGAGCUAUUUGACCUGUCAUGUCUUGGAGAAAGCCUGGCUGCACCCAGCCCUCGUACAUGCCGGACACCUGAGGCCUUCCUGGACCCCACAGCAGCUUCUUUGGUAAACCUGGACAGCUUGAUCCCAGCAAAUCCUCCAGCCAAGACCAAGAACCCCUUUCUAUCAGGGCUGAGUGCUCCUUCACCCACCAAUCCAUUCCAAACUGAGCAGCCCAAACUAACUCUGAAUCAAAUGGGCCUCACCUCUUCGGCUCCCCACGCCACCUCUCUUCCGUACAGCGCUUCCUUGCCCCUGCCUACGAGCCACCAGCCUGCCAGCCUACCUUCGUCACUUACUCACCCCACCCAGCCUGGUCUGGGCCUGCCAGGGAACCUCCCUGAGCCCUUGUUGCCCUUCUCUUCAGCCAGCACUGAGGGAUCACAUGCUGCAGAGAGCAGUCAGAACCCUUUCUUAUGAGGACCAACCAAACUGGAGAAAAUAUCUUAGAAAAAAGGGGAAUGCCAUUAGGUUAUGGUCUUGAAAUAUAACUUGCAUAAACCACAGACCAAACUGCAGCCCGAAGGACUUGUACGUAAACCCUAUUCUUAGUUGUUUUUAUAUUGUGGUAUAAUACAGUAAUCAUUACAUUGAUGCAAGCUGGUUCUGCUCUUCACUGCAACAGUAGUGUCAUGUAAAACUGUACGGCAUAGCCUAUUGCGAAUUGACUUCAGAUGCAAAUGUACACAAAAGCACAGUUUGAUAAUAUUUUAUUGUCUCUUCACUUAGCCAUAAUUACCAGGCAAAUGUAUUACAGCUUUUCAAGUAGUCAACAAGUCUCCUGCUCAGCUGUUUGUGUGAUUGGCUUAGCUGGCCACUUCUGCUGUCAUUAUACUCCAGCUCUGGAAAAAAAUAGAUUACCGAUAAGAGACAAGAGUUUGAGAACUGUCCAGUUCUUGAAAUGUUGCUUCAUCAACAUGGUUAACUUUGUGGGGCUUCUGUUGGACCAGAACUGAAGAGAAACAUCGGUGUAUACAUGAUUUCAAUAUAGUGAAAUGAAUUGCUGGGGUUAACUGAAUGAAGUUAUAGUUGGGGAGGGCUGUAAGUGCUUCUGAAUUUACUAUAAGCAAGGCAACAUUAGAAAAUGUAUAAAUCAUGAGUUUUAUUCAUUGCUUGUGAACCACUGACUCAUCAAAUAUAAGGGGAUAAUUAGAAUGCUG
This is a messenger RNA of Siniperca chuatsi (mandarin fish), 3055 nucleotides long. It is a transcript of the gene epn3a, whose product is annotated as epsin 3a. Gene Ontology annotation, biological process: endocytosis. Gene Ontology annotation, molecular function: phospholipid binding; clathrin binding. The transcript has 11 exons. The record is from RefSeq and is a predicted model, not a curated record. Gene Ontology annotation, cellular component: plasma membrane; clathrin vesicle coat; endosome. NCBI's taxonomy places the organism in Eukaryota, Metazoa, Chordata, Actinopteri, Centrarchiformes, Sinipercidae. Bases 444 to 2315 code for a protein of 623 amino acids.